Zea mays is the source of this 2890-nucleotide messenger RNA. RefSeq lists its product as uncharacterized. Gene Ontology annotation, biological process: SCF-dependent proteasomal ubiquitin-dependent protein catabolic process. Gene Ontology annotation, molecular function: protein binding. Lineage: Eukaryota; Viridiplantae; Streptophyta; Magnoliopsida; Poales; Poaceae. The record is from RefSeq and is marked provisional. Gene Ontology annotation, cellular component: SCF ubiquitin ligase complex.
ACCCCACCACCACCUCCUCUCCUCUGCCCCUAACCCGUCCGUUCCGGCUCAUCCGCCAUUUUUUCCCUGUCGCGGUAAGCGAUAGGGUUCGGCGUCCGUCUUCUAAAUCCGCCCUUCUUCGUUUCGAUUUUUCCGGCGUUCUGGGAGCAAGCUUCGGCUUCAUCGACGGCGUUCUUGGUCUUUUGCGGCUCGACAUGUCUCCGUUCCAGGGAUACAGAGGCGAUGCGGUUCUCUCCGGCGUCCGGUCGCGGAAGCGCGUGUUCGCGACGGCGGCCGCGGAGCCCGUGACGGCGGCGCCCAAGAGGCAGAAGCGCGGGGAUGAGAUGCCCCUGGACGCGCUGCCGGACGAGUGCCUCUUCGAGGUCCUGCGCCGCGUGCAGGGCACCCGCGCGCGCUGCGCGUCGGCCUGCGUCUCCCGCCGCUGGCUCGCGCUCCUCGCCGGCAUCCGCGCCUCUGAGGCCGUGCUGGCCCCGGCCGCCCCCGCCGUGCCGGACCUCAACCAGGAGUACCUCAGCGAGGACGACGAGGCCGAUCUGAUGGACCUGGACGGCGACGCCCGCGAGAGGACCCUCGAGGGCAUGGAGGCCACGGACGCGCGCCUCACGGCGGCGGCCGUCGCCGGCCGUCUGGCUGCCGUCUCCGUCCGCGGGAGCCACCCCGCGCGUGGCGUCACCGACGCCGGCAUCUCCGCCCUCGCCCGCGGCUGCCCAGAGCUCCGCUCCCUUACCCUGUGGGAUGUCCCGCAGGUGACGGACGCCGGGCUCGCCGAGGUCGCGGCCGAGUGCCACUCGCUGGAGCGGCUUGACAUCUCUGGCUGCCCUAUGAUCACGGACAAGGGCCUCGCCGCGGUUGCUCAGGGUUGCCCGGAACUGAAGUCGCUCACCAUCGAGGGAUGCUCCGGUGUGGCCAACGAGGGUCUCAAGGCUGUAGGUCGUUUCUGCGCCAAGCUACAGGCGGUUAGCAUCAAGAAUUGCGCACUCGUCGAUGACCAGGGUGUGUCUGGCCUCGUCUGCUCUGCGACCGCCUCUUCGUUGACAAAGGUCCGGCUUCAGGGUUUGAACAUUACUGAUGCUUCCCUUGCUGUGAUCGGGUACUACGGGAAGUCAAUCAAAGACCUGACCCUUUCUCGCCUCCCUGCUGUCGGUGAGAGGGGAUUCUGGGUGAUGGCCAAUGCCCUGGGCCUGCAGAAGCUCAGGCGAAUGACUGUUGUCUCCUGCCCGGGACUCACGGAUCUUGCUCUUGCAUCUGUCGCCAAGUUCAGCCCAAGUUUGAGGCUUGUUAACCUCAAGAGGUGCAGCAAGGUCUCAGAUGGAUGUCUCAAGGAAUUUGCAGAAUCAUCUAAGGUCCUGGAGAACUUGCAGAUCGAGGAAUGCAGCAGGGUUACUCUUACGGGCAUUCUUGCGUUCCUCCUCAACUGCAGCCCAAAGUUUAAGUCUCUCUCCCUGUCCAAGUGCGUCGGGAUCAAGGACAUCUGCUCCGCACCUGCACAACUUCCGGUAUGCAAAUCACUACGUUCCCUGGCCAUCAAGGAUUGCCCAGGCUUCACCGACGCCAGCCUUGCCGUGGUGGGCAUGAUCUGCCCUCAGCUGGAGAACGUCAAUUUGAGUGGCCUUAGUGCAGUCACCGACAGCGGCUUCCUUCCACUGAUAAAGAGUUCAAACAGUGGGCUGGUCAACGUCGAUUUGAACGGUUGCGAGAAUCUCACGGAUGCAGCUGUUUCCGCCUUGGUUAAGGCCCACGGCGCUUCCCUUGCGCACCUCAGUCUCGAGGGAUGCAGCAAGAUUACCGAUGCAAGCCUGUUCGCCAUCUCUGAGAGCUGCAGCCAGCUCGCCGAGCUCGACCUUUCGAACUGCAUGGUCAGCGACUACGGCGUCGCGGUCUUGGCAGCGGCAAAGCAGCUCAGGCUGCGCGUCCUCUCGCUGUCCGGCUGUAUGAAGGUCACCCAGAAGAGCGUCCCUUUCCUAGGCAGCAUGUCUUCGUCCUUGGAGGGGCUGAAUCUCCAGUUCAACUUCAUUGGCAACCACAACAUCGCGUCCCUGGAGAAGCAGCUCUGGCGGUGCGACAUCCUUGCUUAGAGGAACACGGCGGUUAUUCGUCGCUGGAGAUGCUAGGUCAACCUUCUCCGGAUGCAAAUACACGACCGAAGCAGUAGUUUAGUACUCAAGUCUAUGCUCUGUAGUUGAGUCUGGUUUCCGGCUCGUGUUUGUGUCAUGGUGGGUCUUCUGUUCGUCGUCGUCCUAGGGCCAGUUGUUUUCCGAGGGGGGUGUUUUUUUCCGGAGGCUCAUUUUUUUGCAGGAAUCCUCCUGUGAGGAUCUCUGUUUCUUGAGCCUUUGGCAGCCAUUGCUAUGGCACUCUGCCCCCUUUUGUCCCAAACUAAGCCCUCGUGAUCAGUCGUUCCACCAUGCAGUUUCUCAAGUUGUGUUUGAAACCCAAGUAUCUGUGUCAAGUGUGUGUUCUUUUCCGGUAUUCCUGGUUAUAGAGCUGCAGACAUCAACACUCUUUUGAUUGCAAUUGUAGCAAGUCCAGUUGUCGGUGGUUGCAACUCUCCAUCCAGAAUUGCAGACAUCAACAUUCUUUUGAGUGCAAUUGUAUCAAGUCCCAACUGUCGGUGUCUCCAUUCAGAGAAACUUAGCUCCAUGUCUUUGAUGUCUGGGUGCCUGCAAUCUUGCCGAGUGCAGUGUGUUGUUGGCCAUGGGCGGAAGUGUCGGUAUGGUUUGCCUAUGUGCUUGGGGAUCUGGCCUUUGCAAGGUUCAUUCUACAGAGCCUUUUGCCUUCACAGCCCUGUGUGGUUGUUUUUCUUCUGCAGAGACCUGAUUUUGACAGGCAGGUGGUUUAAACACUGUAAUAUUUGCAACCUUCCUCUGAAGAUAAAUAAAGGUUGUGUUUCGGU